Messenger RNA from Cuscuta campestris, 4268 nucleotides. NCBI's taxonomy places the organism in Eukaryota, Viridiplantae, Streptophyta, Magnoliopsida, Solanales, Convolvulaceae. The record is from the annotation of a GenBank genome assembly.
GCCUAGAAUGAAGACACAAAAGUAAAAAAAAAAUUGGAUCUUUUUUUCUUGAUAGCCAAUUAUUAGCUGCUCUUCCCAGGCAGUAUCGACCUUCUUCUUCGCGUUCUUAGCGGAAGGAAAGUAAAAAAAAAUUGGAUCUUCACGCUAGGAAACUAAUUUGAUUCAGCCCUGAUUCCUCGCUGCUUUGAUUUUCACGGAAGGAAAGAAAUUCAGGAUUUUGAAAUCUACACCAUUGCGUUAGAUAUUCACGGAAGGAAAACAAAUCUGCAAGGAAAGUCCUGAUGAUUCUUCUUCGAUUGUUUGCGGAAUCUUUUUGUGGAUUCUGAAAUCGCCGAUGCGAUUACAGUGUUGAAGGAGGAGUCGAAGAGGUGUAGGGAGUCAUUGGGUGAACCAGUCUUGGAAGAAUUUCUUCCAGUGAAGAAGACUCCAGUUGAUGAUGAUGAUGAUAAUGAUGAUGAUGAUGACAUAAACAAGGUUUAGAAUGUCAAGGAGAAAGACUGUAAAAAAGGUAAAAUAGGUGUUGCUUGGGUUCAUUUUCGUUACUAAAUUUUCCCACAUUUUUUAUUGGUAUUUCAUUGAUUAAUACAUUUAUGAUUAUGGUAUGAUGAACCUAUAAAAAUGCUAUUAUGCUCUGUUUAUCUAUCAAAAUUUGGGUGGUUGGGGGUCAUCCAUUAUGCUGCUUAACUUUUUUCUAGCAGCUGAAGAUUUUAAUUACUGCUCACUGUGUAAUCUUCUCUUUGUUGAAUUCACAUGUAUAAAGCAUACACUUUUAGCCUCAUAAAUAAAAGGACCCCUAACCAUUAUGCUUUUUAAUUUGAAAAUUUUAAUAUCUUAGGCCACUCGGGUGAGAUUAAAUUGGGUUGUUGUUGGUGUUGUUUUUGUUGUUGUAUUAUCUUAUGCAAUUUUCCUGAGCUAAACUGAAGAGGUAAAUCCGCUCUAAACACAUAUCUACUUUGGUAUGUUGGAACACUGAAUGCCUACAUAUUAGUUAUUCCAUUGCUUCGUUUUUAAACACUAAUGCUUUGGUAACCUACUGUUGCAAUACAGGAAUUGAUGGCUCAACCGAGCUAUGAGAUGUUGUGAAUUGAUGUGUGCUGCUGAAAAAGAAGAUGAAAAACUUGCAUGUAUUUUUCAUUUUUUUCAUAUCAAUUUCAUAUUGAUACUCUCAGAUUUUCACAAAUCAAAGAUGUUUCACAAAAGGAAGAUGUGAGUUUAUUUGUUUUAAUUCAUUUAAUCCACCUCAUAUUAGCUAGAUAUUAAACUUUCACUUAAUUUUGCAUUUUAAAUGUCCAGUUGUACUUCAUGCUUUAGUUUUGGAGUCUUAAAAUAUGACGUGUUCUUAAUUUUGCAAUAUUAUAGAUUUGUAAUUUUUGGGAGAUAUUGAAUACAUAUUUUAUAAUAGAGUUCCCCUGCCACGAGUGUUAUUGGAGACAUCUAAUGAAAUGUUCUGCUGCAUAUAUAUCGCUAGAUAGUUUUGCUAAGAAGGCAAGGGGUUGAGCGGUUAUGCCACCGAAAGUUUAAGAGCAUGGCUUUUACAAUGGGUAUUAUUAAGGUGCGAUGAGUCAAGUUUGCAGUCAUGGACAAGUUGAAAACAUUAGUGCGCAUAGUGUGUCCCGCCUCUUAGUGGAGCUGGAAAAAUUCAGGUAAGUGUUUUUUAAUAAAAAAGGGUGGUGUUUUAUAAUUGGCAUAUAUGUGUGCUAUAAUGGAAGAAAGUUACCAGAUAAUGGUUUGAUAAUUGGACAAUGAAAAUUCAAAUAUAUAUCCAUAAUUUAAUUUUUUUAGUAUUUUAUCUAAUGCUUAUUCUCAAUUUUCUAAGACGCAUGAUAUGUAUGGGUACAAAAAUACUCCCUCCAUCCCUAUUUAAUCUUCAUGUUUCGAAUAAUGUUUUAUAAUUAGAGUUGUUUUCAAUUCAACUUAUUUCAAUAGUGGUGUAAAAUUCACUCUCUCUGCGCCAUGUGUUGUAAUGUCAAUUUUGGUUUAUGUUCUAGCAAUUAAGUUUAAUGAAUGUCUUUAGAUUCUUUGGCUGUAGAAAAUAUAAUCUGGGUGUUGUCUUCAAUUUGGUCCGAAAAAGAAGAUAGAACUCUUAUGAGACUUUUGCUCCCUUUAGUUGUAGGGCAUUAAUCUUUAGCUUGGUUUUUACAAAAAAUGGUAUAAGCUUGGUGCUGAUUUUGCGAAGGUGAAAAAAGGGGAACCCACUUUAUAUGUUUGUGAUUUAAGAAUAUGUGUGGUAUCAUUCUUUCACGCUUCAAGGAAAUUAACAUAAUCUCUAAAUUUAAGGGCUAUUGUUUCAAGGUUUGAGAAGAGUUUCUAAGUUUGAAGGGUUAUCAGGUGUAACAAUACUAACGACUUGGAACUCAAGUGUAACCCAUCUUAUUGCAUCUACAGAUGACAAAGGGGCAUGUUGAGGAGUACUCAACUUUUUUAUGGGUGUCUUAGUGAGUAAAUUAAUCCUCUAUAUGCUUAGUAUUUUUGAAAAUAUAAAAAGCUCAAUUUUCUUUCCUCUCGAUUACAUUUAGUUCUAAUAUUUUAUUUCUGUUCGUAUAGGGAUUAAAGCUUGCUUGAAUGCUGUAGGGUUUCUUGAUGAGCACCAAUAUGACAUUGUAGUUGAUAUUUCACUUGCAUUUAACUUAUUACUUUUAAAAAUAAAAUCAACAUGCCCUAUUGAAACACUCUUCCUAUGAAGUUUUUUUCAACCAUUUUGCCUUUGCCUAACUUUUUUUUCCAAAAAUCGUUGCUCCUUGGGGAGUUUGUAUUUGAGUGGUAGUUACUUUUUUAGAAUUAAAAAGAUGUUUAUAUGGGGUAUGUCUUUCAUGGGGUGUAAGGAUAACGAAGGUAUCCAACUAGGAAAAUCAAAACCCGAAAACAUUUAUUUGGAAAUACAUUUUGUUUUAUUACAGUGCAUUGUGGAAGUCCAGGAGCAUCAUUGGGAAGAGAUGCUACCGUACUUGAGUGUGGGAUGAUCUACCCUCUCUGCUCUAAUGCUCAUUCCCAUCAUUUUCAAUGCAAGACGAAGAUGACGACUACAAUGUGUGCAAUUACUUGGCCUAUACUCAAGGAAAGCACCACCAGACCAAUUAGGUCAAGUGAGCAGCCGGCAAGGCCAAGGAGGAGCCUGUUUUGCCGCUCUCUCAUACGCACAAAAUCUCUCGAAAAAGACAGAUUUUUUGACAUGUGCCUCUCACUUAGAUUAUUCAUUCACCUAAGCCUUUCAAAGGAAAGUAUAAAACUUCUUCCCCACCCGGAUUUCUUCUACACGAGCGAGAGGGAUUGAUUCUUCGCCAAAAUUAAGAGAACGUAUGAGCUUUCCUUUCUCAUUUGGAAUCUAAUCGCAACAAUUGCUCGCAAUGAGAAGUUUGAUUUGAUGCAUUUCGAUCAUUCUUUCCAAAAAUUGAGGGGAAUCAAGCAACUGAAACUAAAGACAACCUAAUGAAAUUCCUAGCUUGAAAUCUGCCAAGAACCUUGCAAUCAUAAUAGAGGACAUACCCAGGUAUCCUCACUCUUUGUCAUUCCUAUCAUAUAUACAUUGCUUUUGUCUCAUUUGCCUUUGCUAUCAAAUAGCAAAGUUUGAAUUAUAACAGAUAUUCUAUUGUAAUAGAGUUAGUUGUUGAUGGUGUUAGAAAAACAAUACUGUUUGAUCGGUAAAAUUGACAGGGUGUAGGAGGACUAGCUGAAUAUACCCGAGGAUAACUCAACACAGGCAAGACCUCGGGAAGUCUCAGCAUCUGAAGCCGCAGGCCUACCUAUUGCGGGCGCAACCGCCUAUCAGGCUCUAAAAGACAUUGUCGGGAUGUAUUUUGACGGGGAAGCGGGUAAACAUUCUGAUCACGGCUGCCUCGGGUGGGGUGCAUUACGCUGUACAGUUAGCCAAACUAGGGAAUGCACAUGUGACUGCUACGUGCGGUGAGCGUAACAUGACAAUCAUGAACCUGUAGCAACAAAGCCAAGAUAAGCUGUGGCCAUCACCAUUGAUACCAGCUGUAUCUUUAUGACCCGAGCAGGAAUGAAGGAACCCAGCGAUUAUGCACACUGAGGCAGUCGGCUCCCACAAUAACAUACUGUAGUGGACAAAGCUCAAUAUGUUGCUGUAGCCACUAUUACUCAUUGAAAAGUAGGGACUAUCUGAUUUGGCAUAUCAAGGAUGUGUUAGGGAUGAGUAAACAGAGGGGGGGAGUACUGUAUAGAGAAAGGCUUCUUUUGUUACUCAAACAUUAUUUGCUUAUUAUAUCUCAAUUAUGGGGAUUACAUGUUACUAAAAUUGAAAUUCAAGA